UGGUGGAGGUUGUGUAGCAAAACCCCUAUGCAAAUAGGUAAACUAACUUGUCUUCAAACAUUGUCUAAUCUAGUUCUGGGAAAAGACAAUUGCUCAGGAAUAAAGGAGCUUGGACCUUUGAAGCAUCUUCGAGGGACACUCUGCAUUUCAAGAUUAGAGAAUGUGAUUGAUCCGAAUGAUGCAAAGGAUGCUGAAUUGAUUAGAAAGAUGAAGAUUAGUGAGUUGUGGUUGAAAUGUAGUGAAUACAUUGAUGAGUCAAAAGACAGAACAAGUGAACUAUAGGUACUAAAUGGGCUAUGGCCUCAUGACGCUUUGAUGGAGCUGGUUAUAAUUAACUAUGGUGGUACAAAAUUUCCUAAUUGGUUAACAUCUACAUUUCCUCAUAUGGUGUCCUUGAGAUUAGAAAAUUGUUACAAGUGCACAUCAUUACCUCCACUGGGGCAAUAUUUGCCGUCACUCAAAAAUCUUUGGAUCAAGGGCAUGGCUAACGUGAAGAGUGUUGGUUCUGAAUUUUGUGGCGGUAAUUUAGAGACUUUGCAUUUCUAUGACAUGGAGGAGUGGGAGAAUUGGAGUCCUUGUGAAGUACUCCCAAAUCUAUGUAAGCUUUCCCUUUGUCUCUGUCCGAAACUAUUAGGGAAGUUACCAAACAACCUUCCUUUACUAAACAGAGUUGAGAUAAUUGAUUGUGCGCAGUUGGCGGUCUCAAUUUCAUGCUUUCCAGAUAAAUGCAAAUUUAAUAUUGGGGAAUUCGAAGGGGUGGUGUGUGAAAGUAAGGUUACAUUUAAAUCAAUAACAUUAUACACUUCACUUUCAGCAAUUUCAGAUCAAGUGGUUGAAAUGGAAGGAUUGGCAGAGUUAGAAAAUUUAAGUAUUGAAAGCUGUGAGGAGCUGACGACUUUGUGGUCAGACAAGGUGGGAUCAUUGCCAUAUCUCCCAUUUUUGCAUUCUCUCGACAUUUAUAAUUGUCCCAAACUAGUCUCUUUGGUGGCAGAAGAAGUUGAUCAAGAGCGUCUCCAACUCAGAAUCACAUCUUUUACUAUCCGUGAUUGCAUAACCUUGAAAUCAUUACCCAAGGCGUUGAUGUACAACAACAUGUGUCUUCAGUUUAUUGAAAUAAAGAAAUGUGAUUCGCUAACGCAUUUUUCCAGAAGCCAUCUGCCUCCAGCUUUAAAGAAGCUAUAUAUAAGCGACUGCAAGAGUAUGAGGAAUUUGUUAGAGGAUGAUGAUAAUGAUACAAACAACAGUCAUUGCAGCUAUGGCAUCUCAUCUCUUCUUGAGGUCUUGUACAUUAGCAAUUGUCCAUCCCUUGAAUUCUUAACAUCAAGUGGAGAGUUACCCACCACACUUCAAUGCCUCGAUAUUUACAGUUGUUCGAAGCUGGAGUCAGUAGCUAAGAGUUUUCAUCAUAACUCGUUUCUGACAAGUAUCAACAUCUCCAGCUGUGAAAAUCUUCAAUUCUUGAAUGGUGGAGAGUUGCUCCCUUCCAACCUGAGACACCUUUAUAUAUUUAAUUGUGAGAAAAUGCAGGGACUGCAGAAUGGCAUACACAGCCUCACCUCUCUUCGAGAUUUGGAAAUACGGAAUUGUCCGAGAAUUUUAUCAUUUUCUAAAGAAGGUUUUCCCACAAACCUAACAACACUUUCGAUCGCUUAUCUUAAAAUCACUGAAGCCUUAUUCGAUUGGGGGUUGGACAACCUCACUUACCUAAAUCAUCUUGAAAUUGGUGGAUGUCAACAUCUGGUGUCCUUUCCAGAUAUGGCGUUGCCUGCCUCUCUAACAAGUCUCCGCAUUUCAGAUUUCUUGAAUUUGGAAUGCCUGUCUUCCGAGGGCUUAAGAAAACUCACCUCUCUUAAAACAUUGUGGAUCUUUGAAUGCAAGAAGCUAACGAGUUUUCCAGAGGAUGGCCUGCCUCCCUCACUCCUAGAGCUUGAUAUCUCUAAUUGCCAAAAGUUGAUGUCCUUACCAAAGUAUGGCCUACCUCCCUCACUACAGAAACUUGCAAUCAGUGGAUGUCCUCUGCUGGAACAACGCUGCAAGAAAGAUCAUAGAGGAGAGUGGCGCAAGAUUGCUGACAUCCCUUGUGUUUGAAUUAAUGGCGUAGACAUUUACGACACAAAAACGGAGGAAUACAUUUACGACAAAGAAAUGGAGGAAUAAAUCCAAAGAUAAGUUUGUUUUGGCUCUGAUCCAAAGGUCCUUUGAAUGUUGAAUGGUGGCAUUGGAGAGAUCCACCACUCCUAUUGCAUGCUGCGAUUCUGAUUGAUUGUUCAAAAGACUGAUGCAAGCUGUUGCAACUUUCGACUACUAUCU
Messenger RNA from Juglans regia (Persian walnut), 2310 nucleotides. Its product is annotated as putative disease resistance protein At3g14460. The transcript is spliced from 2 exons. NCBI's taxonomy places the organism in Eukaryota, Viridiplantae, Streptophyta, Magnoliopsida, Fagales, Juglandaceae. The record is from RefSeq and is a predicted model, not a curated record. Bases 316 to 2088 code for a protein of 590 amino acids.